AUGCUACUUAACGAAACUACUGGUUCUGUAUCGCAGGAUAGUCCUACAAUUGCCAAUUCUCAUUCCGGCAAUGAUAUUCAAGCAUCAACAAGAAAAACCCUGUGCACAGCGAUCUCGCCAGAACGUUCGUUGGACGUCACAGGGGUUGUCAACUGGGAAAUUGACAACAACCAAGCUUUCAUUCAUAGCGUUACUAGCUCUAUCCGACAUGCGCCAAUUGAAAAUCAAUUUUCGGCCUAUAGCUUUCUGGGAACGUUGCUCGAAGAGAAAGAAGGCUCGGAGACUGUUUCAGGACUACGUAACAGGUUGAUGGGUACCAAGAUUUUACUACUUGUUGGCAAUCAAGACGGCAUUUUGCCCAAACAUCAGCUUUGCAGAAAUGCGCAAAAUACCUUGGGCUCACAGAACCUGGUGAUUGUGGGAUUUGAUGGUGGACAUAGUCUCUCAAUUACACAAGGAGUAGAAGUUGCGGAGGUCAUAUCUGAUUUCUGGGAGUUAUGA
Messenger RNA from Hymenoscyphus albidus, 501 nucleotides. The record is from the annotation of a GenBank genome assembly. NCBI's taxonomy places the organism in Eukaryota, Fungi, Ascomycota, Leotiomycetes, Helotiales, Helotiaceae.